Messenger RNA from Arachis stenosperma, 1725 nucleotides. RefSeq lists its product as uncharacterized. The record is from RefSeq and is a predicted model, not a curated record. The transcript has 4 exons. Gene Ontology annotation, molecular function: RNA-DNA hybrid ribonuclease activity; nucleic acid binding. The coding region runs from base 1 to 1725 and encodes 574 amino acids. NCBI's taxonomy places the organism in Eukaryota, Viridiplantae, Streptophyta, Magnoliopsida, Fabales, Fabaceae.
AUGGAGGUCUACGUAGAUGACAUGGUAGCAAAAACACCUAUGCAAGGGUCACACUGUGACGACUUAGUAGAAAUCUUCAAACAACUCCGAGCAUAUAACAUGAGAGUCAACCCAGAUAAGUGUGCGUUCGGAGUACAAGGAGGGAAGUUCCUUGGAUUCAUGUUAACAUCUCGAGGCAUUGAGGCCAACCCAGAAAAAUGCAAAGCCGUACUGAACAUGACAAGCCCAAAGACAGUGAAAGAAGUUCAACAACUAGCAGGGCGAAUAGCCGCCCUGUCACGUUUUCUACCGGCAGUGGCAAAACGAUCUUAUCAUUUUUUCCAAACAUUCUCCAAAGGCAAGAAAUUUGCAUGGACAGACGAAUGUGAGAACUCCUUUACUGAACUCAAACAGCUCUUAACAUCACCACCAAUCCUCCAAAGGCCUGAGACAGACCAACCACUGAGGCAGAUACUAACCAGACCCGAGCUCGCCGGCCGACUAAAAAAAUGGGCAAUCGAGCUCUCUGAAUUCGAUAUUCAAUACGAACCAAGGAAGACACUGAAGUCACAGGUGCUAGCCGACUUUAUAUCGGAAAUGACUAACGAUACACAAUAUACAGAGGUUAGUUGGAGCAUGCAUGUGGAUGGAGUGUCAAACAAAGAAGGCAGUGGAGUAGAAAUUCUACUAAAGGAAGGAGACAAAGUGGUGGCCGAGCAGUCACUACAGUUCCGCUUUAACGCAAGCAACAAUCAGGCAGAAUAUGAGGCCCUACUCGCUAGACUAAAGCUCGCCCUACAACUGCAAAUACCUCGAAUAACAGCCUACUGCGACUCUUCAUUAGUGGCCCCAGACUGGCGAACACCUUUUCUCGAUUACAUCAACACAGGCACUAUGCCAAAUGACGAGCCGAACUUGCCGCUCUUCCGAAGAAGAGCAAGCUUCUAUAUAGUGCUAGGAAACACUUUGUACAGACGAGGACACUCCCGACCACUCCUUAAAUGCAUCAGCUGGGAGGAGGCCGAGGAUGUCAUGGCCGAAACACAUGAAGGAGUCUGCGGCAACCAUAUCGGCGGCCGAGCUUUAGCAGCAAAGAUCCUGCGAACAGGAUAUUAUUGGCCGACAAUAAAACGGGACUGCAUCUCCAAAGUCAAGGCAUGUGAUAAUUGUCAAAAGCACGCCACCCUCUCGGAGACCCCGGCCGAAGAACUCCAUACCAUAGAGGGCUUAAAGAAAAAGCUCGGCGACGCUAAGGGAGAAUGGGCCGACCUCAUUCCUGAAAUUCUAUGGAGUUACAAUACCAGCAUUCAAUAUGCCACAGGAGAGACCCCUUUCAAACUAGUAUAUGGCGCAGAAGCACUUAUCCCAGUAGAGGUCAGCGUCCCAACAUUAAGGACCGAGCUCUAUGAUCAAUCGAAUAACCUACAAGCUCGGACAGCCGAAUUGGACCUUGUAGAAGAAGAAAGAGACAUUUCCGCCAUAAAGCAGCGAACCAGAAAACAAUACCUAGAGCAAAGACACAACAGAAAAGUAGUUCACAGGUCUUUCAACAAUGGGGACCUCAUACUCAGACGCACAGAAGAAGCCCGAAAACCCCCGGCACAUGGCAAAUUGGCAGCAAACUGGGAAGGGCCUUUCCAAGUUCUUCAAAAUCUUGGAAAGGGGGCUUACAAGCUCGAAACCCUUCAAGGAGAUCAACUUCCAGGAACAUGGAACAUCUCCUCCCUAAGAAAAUAUCAGUCAUGA